Messenger RNA from Guyanagaster necrorhizus, 905 nucleotides. RefSeq lists its product as uncharacterized. Lineage: Eukaryota; Fungi; Basidiomycota; Agaricomycetes; Agaricales; Physalacriaceae. The transcript has a single exon. The record is from RefSeq and is a predicted model, not a curated record. The coding region runs from base 375 to 794 and encodes 139 amino acids.
CCGGACCGAGGAACAGGAACUGAACGUUGUGAGCAGUCCAAGCUUGCGAGGGCAGCACACAUAAGGUGCUGAGUAAGCAAGCGAGCGAGAUGUCUCAAACUCUCUCGCUCCAGUGCCAAAAUUCGCUACGGCGAAGUCUGCGACUUGUAUUCAGUUACUCUCAAUGCUUAUUUGCUUCAUCUCUUCUCUUUCACUGACGCCCCGCUCCGAUGGUGCUGCGACUGAAACCUUGGACCCUGGUAUAUGACUGACGAGAAGCCUUGAAACGAUGAGAUGGACAAAAUGCGAGCGAAGAUGAGCAAAGAGGUAAUGGAGAGAAACACCAGAAGGGCUCGAAGAAGAAAGGAUGUGGAGCAAAAGAGAGGAUCUCCGGAAUGUCUCAGGAUGAAGAAGAUGAGUCCGAAUUCGUCGUUCAAACUGUGCAGAAAGCUGUCGAAGCCAAAGCGAAGUCUUCAUACGGGCCUAGGACUAUGGUUCCCUUGGCUCCCUUAGUUUGGCUUCCUGUAUCUACCACUUCUAUGGGUAUUGCGCUUGGAACGAUGUUCUUAGACGAUAAGACCGAAAGGAAUGUCGGGGCUUACAAUUCUAAUGACGCCACCUUUCACAUCGGACCUGCAUACAAUCACACGUACGCCGUGAACGGCGCGAGCAAGAGAUUUAGUGUUCGCGAAUCUCGAUGUAUCCAAAGCCCCUCCGGAGGACAAUUUUUCUCGGGCGGAUUUCCUGGAGUAUUGCAACAAACCUUUGGAUCUCUUCUAUCUUUGGCGAACAGGACCUGGUCCGAUGGUGUAUAAACAACUAAAGAUAACAACAGGAGGCCCAGUCUAGCGGCGAAGAAAGACCCAGGCGCUCACUGCCUUUCACGAAGACUACAAGGCUUUGCUUGUUCUUCGAAUUCGCAUGCC